AUGUUAAUUGCUUUGCUACUUGCAAAGAUUUGUUUAACAAGUCAGCUUACUGUUGGUAUAGUUUACAGUAAUUUUACAGACCUUGACUUUGCUUCAAAUCUAACUGCUUUGGUUAAAAAUAAUCUCGAAGAUGAGCUAGAGGUUAAUCUUAUGUAUUUUGAUAGUCUUUGGGACGAAAGCAAGGCUAAAUAUAGCCCAGAUAUUAUUUUUGAUAUCGCUUUCAGCACAACACUAUCACAAUCAAUCAAAAAGUUUGCUGAAGAUAAAAAAAUUAUAAUCGCCAGUAUUGUCUAUGCAUUGCUAUGGAUUAGUCUUAAGAUCUAUUAUAGUUUGCAAUUCUAUUAGUGUGCAAUCCAAAUUAACUGACUGAAAUGAUUUUAAUAUCCAAUUACUUUUGAUUUGCCACAUAAUAUUGCAAGCCAGCCCGCAAUUUAGCAGCAGGUUAAAUCUCAAGCCGGUUCAUAAAAGUGUAUGAGUUAUAUUCAUAGCGACACUCAGCCCCAUAGUGACUGAGAAUUUUUUAUACAUAACUCUUGGAAAAGUCAAAUCGAAGCUUUGUAUGGGAUUAUUUCUUAUUUCAAUUGGCAAAAGUUUAUUGUAAUUUCUGAUGAUAUUAGCAAUAAAAAUAGUGAAAUUUUUUCUAAUUAUUUUAAAGACAAGGAUUACCGCUGAUACUUUUUCUCAAAUGGGAAUAAUGAAAAUUCAGCAAAUUUGUUUAUAGGGAAAGUUAUUCAGCCAAUUGGUAUAAGAAAUAUAUAUACAUUAAGACGGUGUAGCGAGCCAACCCACUCUGAAGUUGGGGAUACCCAGAGACCUUUUGAAAGGGUGGAUGACGUUUUUGGUGAGUAUCCUGCCAGGUUUUACUUGGCUUGAUGAAAUAAAAUGCUGGAUUAGGUCGACUUAGCUCAUCCCAGGUCAGGGCUUAAACUCUGAGGAAGAUAUAAGAUGGAGUUGGAAAAGAAAUCACAGGAACUUCCUUUGGACUUAUUUAGAUUAUUAUAGAGUAGCUCAAUAGUCAUAUUCAAUAGCUCCUGGCAAGCUUUUCACGUCCCUUGCUUCACCACACCCUCUUACUUGCAAGUUCGAUUAAAUGGCCUAAAGGCAUGUGCUGCUCCUUCCAGACGUGCUACCCUUGUAAACGAGAAUUAAUGAAGCUGGGUAACCUUGUAGUGCGCUUACAAGAUUACCCUUUUCGAAAAUUCGAAAGUGAAUUUCCUGUCAGGCUAUCGAUCUAGGUGAAGCUUGCAGCCCAGAUCGCAACUCCUGGUAUCGAGCCGGGUAAAUAUGUCCGAUUGUCCAAGCGACCGCUCUCUCUUGCUUUGCUAGGCGGUCCCUUUCCAAUUUCCAAGUCCUUCCUCCUUGAGGUAAAAUUUUACUAUGGUUUUAAAGCCUGCAGUCAGUGAGCCAACUUGUGAUCUACUAGGCCAAGUAAAAUCGGCCGGAAACUCUCUCCCUUCCAUAAGGUCCUGAAGCUUUCAUCAGAUUUAAGUGUGGUCAUUUAGACUAAUCGAUUAAUUUCCUAGUGCGAUGGCAAGAGUAGCGCCCUGGGCUGCAAGAACGCAGCCUGAAAAUUUGAUUUUUGGAAGAGAACCCUAGUCAGGUGUGCGGCACAGUCACUCAUUCUAAGACACUCCAAUUCGUUUGCGAGCUUAUUUCUGAAAGAGCAUAGCCGAUAGGCAGACAGCCCGCAGUCGCGAAGCAAGGUGGAGAAAAAUACCUUCUCGAGGUAUCACAGAGAGCUUUUUUAUAAUAUUAAGUAACUCCCCCCCAUCCUUGAUCGAACGAUUGAAUGUAAAAAUUCCUAAAAAUUAGGAAAAUUAACCCCUAUCCUUGAUCGAAUGAUUUUCAUAUCAUGCUAUUUUUUAUAUAUAUAAAAAUAUCUUUAAAAUUUAAAAUUCUUACUCCCCCCCCUCCGUGAGUGAACAAAACCAUUAGAAAAAAUCGCUAUUUUUUGCCCAAAAACCCACCCUCCGUGAGUGAACAAAAAUUUUUUUAAUAGAAAAAUUUUUUAUGGAAAAUAAAUUUUGAUAUAUAAAUGAUAAUUAGUAUAAUGAAAUCUAGAGCUAAUACUGUUUAAUUUUAAACGAAUUGCCUUUUAAAACAUAAAUUUUUAUAAAUUAAAUUAAUAUUUGCUUUCCAAUUUUUGUGAAUUAGGAUUUUUUUAAGUUUCGAAAAAAAAUAAUUUUUAUAAAAUUUAUAUAUAAAUUUUUUUUAAAAAAAAUAAAUUAACCCCCCUCCGUGAGUGAACAAAAUUUUUUUGUUCACUCACGGAGGGGGGGAGUUAAUAUAAUAAGGAACAAUUUAAAAAUUUAUACAGUUUAAAGGGAUAAUAACUUAACUUAACUUAAAAUUUAUAUCGCUUAACGUCCACUACGGGGUAGCCAACUCCAGAGCUGCUACCAUAUUUGCACACGUGCCGGGCCUGUGGACCGCUGGAUCGAUCCCUUUUGAUCGCCAGGGCAUGGACAAAUAAGGCGUUCCGGCUUCGUCGGGCUUCGCUUCCGCCACGGCUUUAUUUCGACUCAGCUCCUGCGCGUGUUCCACCUUCUUUCGGGUGUGCUGAGGGGUAAAAACUCCAGAUCUUGAGCGCACUGAGGAGUAGUUCCUCUGGUUAUCCCCAAAGUUAAAACUGCUAUUGCUGUGCAGAAGUUCUUGAGGUAAAAACUCAACCCCAUAAAUAAAAUUGCUUGAGUGAGAGAAAGUUAGCGGAGCCAACUUCGCUUGAGCGAAAGCCAUUUUAUUUAUCAGUUUAAAGGGAUAACCAAUAAAUAAAAAUAUUAAAAAUUGGUAUUCUUACGAAAUUAAUUCAAUUUUUUACUGUAAAAAUAAUUAUUAAAUACUCUUAACCUCUUAUUUAAAAGUAUAUAAAAAAACAAAAAGCAUAUAUUUUUUAUUUUAUAUAAAUUUUUUUCUCAAAAAUAUCUUUUAGCCCCAUCCUUGAUCGAACGAUGAUGAGCCCGUUCGAUCAAAGAUGGGGGAGUAAGAAAAAUGCAUAAGAAACAUUGUGCUACUAAAUCAAGGAGAAAGUGCAAAAUUAUUAUUGAAAGCUUUAGAAGAAAAAAACUUACUUAUCAAUGGAACUGGAAUUAUUGUUGGAAGUGAAGGUUCCUGAGGGUUAAAUGGGAAUUGAAUAAUUGGCUAUGUAGAAUCAGGGCUAGAGAGUGCUGAUAGUUAUUAUAGUUAUCAAGGAUUAGCGUUUAUCAAGUAUUUGAAAAUUAUCCUGAAUUUAGACUUUUCAUCUGAUCUCAGUCUCUUCCAGAAGUUGAAUAAUUAUUUUGGCAGAGAAACAGAAAUUAGAAGUCCAACAUUCCCAGGUUUGUCUUUAAAUUCAAGUUGCUACGGAAUUUCUAGCUUGAAAGCAGAUUGCGUGCCUUCCAAUUUAUUUGCAGUUGAUAAUCAUCCUAUUUCAAACUUCACUCUCCUAAAUACAAAAAAUAACCAAAAGAUUAUAUCUGGAAAUAUUUUCGAAGGAAAUUUGACUAUACUAGCUCCUCUUUCAUUUCCAGGAGACUCUUUAAUAAUACCAAACUCUCCAUUUACUUAUAUUAAUAUAUGGUAUGAUAACGGACUACUCCUCUUGAUUCAUGAGCGAGAUUUUCUGAUUAUUAAAUUUUCAAAUAAAAUUGUAUAUAUUUUUUAAGAAAUCACAGAAAAUAUAUAAUUUAAUUUAAAAACUUUUUUUGGGUGUAAAUUUAACAGAACUAUUAGUUAAUUAUAAAAAUACUAAUUAAAAACUAUUUCCAAAAUAAAUUGCUUUCUUUCUUAUUUUCUAAAAAAGCAGGGUUUGCUAGCUCUUUAAGUGAGGAGUUAGGAUUGUGAGCUGGAAUCCUUUAUACUUUGAUCUACUGAAAAAGCUUACACUUUUUAGAAGGCUUCGAAAUAUCCUCAACUGAGCUUCUUUGCUCAGGAAACACAUAUCACCAAAAUCUCUGUUUUUCUCAUGCAUUGAGCACACCAGCUGUAGGAUUUAUAACAUCGCCUUUCUCAUCAGAAAGCAUUUCUUUUAUUUACACAUUGAGAUCUCUAAAUUGUUCUAUACCUAAUGUUUCUCCAUACUCUCCUUCGGACACUUUACGAAAUAAAGCAGAGUUUCCCGAGUUUAUGACAAUCACGAAAGAUAUCAAAUUUAAUGCAAAAGUUAUGAUAGAUCUCGCUGUUGUUUUUAGAUGGCAAAAUUUUAUAGUCCUUUACGAUGAUGCUAAUGAUCUUGAUUGCCAAUAUUUCAUAUCAUUAAUAGAGCAAUUUAAUAUGAAAACAGCAACUAAAUUUAAUAUAAAAAUUGCAAAUAGUCCUGAUAUGAGGAAAAUGAACACGACCUACACUGUUGAUAAAUUCUCGCAAUGAAAGGGUUGAUUCGAGAGCUUAAUAAGCUUAAAUGUUAGGCUUUAUGUCAUUUUUUUGAAUAUCCCUUCUUGGUGACAUGUUGUUGAAAGCUUUUACGAUGCAGGAUUGAGAAGGGGUGAUGCCAUUUUUUUAUCAAAUGGAAGAGUUGCAUAUUCACUUACAUGGGAGACAGAUACCUCACAGAUCAGUAAACUUAUUGAAUUAUUAUAUGGAUCUGUUGUUGUUUUCCAUGCUGAAUGAUUUGGAGAAUAUGGGAAAAAGUUGGAAAAUGGCUAUUUAAAAUAA
Messenger RNA from Blepharisma stoltei, 4629 nucleotides. The record is from the annotation of a GenBank genome assembly. Lineage: Eukaryota; Ciliophora; Heterotrichea; Heterotrichida; Blepharismidae.